Molecule: messenger RNA, 1272 nt
Organism: Cokeromyces recurvatus
Lineage: Eukaryota; Fungi; Mucoromycota; Mucoromycetes; Mucorales; Mucoraceae
Product: thiolase-like protein
Exons: 6
Coding region: 1-1272 (423 amino acids)
Biological process (GO): fatty acid biosynthetic process
Molecular function (GO): 3-oxoacyl-[acyl-carrier-protein] synthase activity
Source: RefSeq, a predicted model, not a curated record
AUGGCACAACGAAAAGUAGUCGUUACAGGUUUAGGUCUCGUUACUCCUCUUGGAGUGGGGCCAAAGCAAGUAUGGAAAAAUUUAAUAGAAGGGCAAUGUGGAAUUGUUUCAUUAGCUAAGCGUCCAGGUUUUGAACAUUUGCCUGUUCGCAUUGCUGCAGAAGUUCCUCAGGGAUCUUUUAAAGAAGGAAAGUUCGAUGCAUCAGAAUGGAUUGACAAAGGGGACAAUCGAACAAUGGCCAAGUUUUCUCAUUAUGCCAUCGCAGCAGCACAUCAAGCCCUGAAGGAUGCAAAUUGGAAGCCUGAAUCAGAUUUCGAAAAACAAAGAACAGGUGUUUGCAUAGGUUCCGGCAUGGGCAGUUUAGAAGAUAUUGUAGAUACUACAAAUGCUUAUACAGCGGGAGGUUAUAGAAAAGUAUCACCUAUGUUUGUACCUAGAAUUCUAAUUAAUAUGGCAGCUGGACAUCUCACAAUGAAAUAUGGAUUUCAGGGACCCAAUCAUGCAGUCUCGACUGCUUGCACAACAGGUGCUCAUGCUAUAGGUGAUGCUAUGCGAUUUAUACAGUAUGGUGAUGCAGAUGUUAUGGUAGCUGGAGGUACUGAAGCAUCCAUUCAUCCUUUGGCAAUGGCAGGAUUUGCACGUGCAAAAUCACUUGCUUCUCAAUACAAUGAUAACCCUCAGAAAGCUUCUCGGCCCUUUGACAAAGAUCGUUCAGGGUUUGUCAUGGGUGAGGGUGCAGGUGUAUUGGUGUUGGAGGAAUAUGAACAUGCGAUGAAGCGAGGAGCUUCGAUCUAUGCUGAGUUGAAAGGAUAUGGUCUUUCAGGUGAUGCACAUCAUAUGACUUCACCUCCUGACCAAGGGCAAGGAGCGAUGUUAUCUAUGCAAAGAGCACUUCGAGUUGCAGGACUACAACCGAGUGAUAUUGAUUAUGUAAAUGCACAUGCCACAAGUACACCAUUAGGAGAUAUAGCAGAGAAUCGAGCGAUCAAGAAAGUAUUUGAAGGAUGUUGGGACCAACUCACAGUUUCAUCUACUAAGGGCGCAACAGGGCAUUUAUUAGGUGCAGCUGGCUCAGUAGAAGCCAUUUUCACCGUCCUUGCUAUUCACAAUAAUAUGUUACCACCCACACUUAAUCUUCAUGAACCAGGAAAUGAUGAAUUCAAUUUAAAUUAUGUUCCCUUAGUUGCUCAAGAGAAACAAGUGAAUGCAGCGAUUACAAAUAGUUUUGGCUUUGGUGGUACAAAUGCCACUUUAUGUUUUACAAAAGUAUAA